Molecule: messenger RNA, 2783 nt
Organism: Ectocarpus sp. CCAP 1310/34
Lineage: Eukaryota; Phaeophyceae; Ectocarpales; Ectocarpaceae
Source: the annotation of a GenBank genome assembly
AUGAGUUUCUUUUGCGCUUGUGGUGGAUGCCUGCAGGCGAAGGGGAAGAAGGCGGGCGUGCCUCACCAAUUGGGCACGCGCGCGGAGCGGCCGCACGAUCUUUGGCACAUCGAUCUGUGUGGGCCGAUGACGGCCUCGCUGGGGGGUUCGUUUUUCAUGAUUAUGUUCGUGGACAGCUUCUCGCGGUGGAUGAAGCUGUACGGGAUGAGGCGCAAGUCGGACACCCUCGCCUUCGUCAAGAAGUUCCUCGCCGACAUGAGUGGCACCGGUGUCCCUCGCUCUUUCCGGAUGGACAACGGGGGGGAGUUCAUCGGACGCGACUUCAUCGCCUUCUGUGACAACGCCGGCAUCCGCCGCCGGCCACGCCGCUCGUCUCGAGGCACCCCACCCCGCCUGUUCCCGAAGAUCAACUUCACCCGCGUCCCCGGCUUCGGGCGCGAUGGCGAGCGACUCUGGCUAGAAUCGUGUCACUGGGCUGCCGGCGGCUUCAACCGUUCUCCGACCAAGGCAAACGUCGGGUACAAGUCGCCGCACGAGCUCUUCACCGGUCGCCCGCCACCGCUCCAGAUCGUCCCGUUCUUGCAGCCGGGGUAUAUGCGUGUGACGCGCGCGAGGAAGAUGGAUCCCCAGGCAGUGCUGUGCUGCUACCUCAACAACGGCGACAACCAUUACGAGUCGGCGGUCAAGGUCCUCAAGUUCGCGACGGGGCGCGUGUGCAUGACGAACAACGUCGUGUGGGUCUCCGACCGCGCGCCGUUGCUGACCCCGCCGCUGGAGCUGCCGGCGCCGGCGGACGAGGGGGGAGAUUCGAAUGUCGCCGCCGCACCGUUUCUAAUUGAGUAUAUUUCACCGCCUCUCUUACCCCCCUCACCGUAUGCCCGACCUCCCACUUCACCCGCUGCCAUACUCUCACAGGCGCCGCCGGCAACUUCCACCACCAUCGCCGGCGGCGCCGUCUACCGCAGCCACACCACCGCCACCGNCGCCGGGUACAAGUCGCCGCAAGAGCUCUUCACCGGUCGCCCGCCGCCGCUCCAGAUCGUCCCGUUCUUGCAGCCGGGGUAUAUGCGUGUGACGCGCGCGAGGAAGAUGGAUCCCCAGGCAGUGCUGUGCUGCUACCUCAACAACGGCGACAACCAUCACGAGUCGGCGGUCAAGGUCCUCAAGUUCGCGACGGGGCGCGUGUGCAUGACGAACAACGUCGUGUGGGUCUCCGACCGCGCGCCGUUGCUGACCCCGCCGCUGGAGCUGCCGGCGCGGGCGGACGAAGGGGGGGAUUCGAAGGUCGCCGCCGCACCGUUUCUAAUUGAGUACAUUUCACCGCCUCUCUUACCNACUGCCGUUCGCCGCCGCGCCACCUUUCACCAUCACCGCGCCGCCGGCACCGUCGUUCGCCGCCGCGCCACCGUUCACCACCACCGCGCCGCCUGCAACGCCGCUCGCCGCCGCGCCACUGUUCACCACCACCGCGCCGCCUGCACCGCCGUUCGCCGCCGCGACACCGUUCACCACUGCCGCCUCGCCUCCGGCCUCACCGUUCACCACCGCCGCUGCACCGUCACCGCUAAGGACCAGGGGGGGGGGCGGGCGUCGUCAAUGCCGCCCCUCUCUGCCAGGGCCAAUCGAGAGCUGGACUUGGGACGAGAGACGCGGGUGCCAGGGAGGUUGAAGGUUCGGCGGGUGCGUUUUCAGGAUGGGGGGGCCGAGCGGUCGAUGUCACCUGGCGGGAGCGGCGACGCUCUCUCCCACCGCUUCGGGCUUGUAUCCCUGCAAGAGGAGAGGUGUGACCAGUUUGGCAGGGACCUCAACACCAUGGUACCUGUGAAGAAUCUUGGGGACUUGAGAUGGUACUCUGGAUGUUUUUAUGAGAGAGAUAGGGAUGCAGGGACUUUGAAGAUCUCGCAGCAGACGUAUGCUGAAGAGUUGGGGAUGGAGUUUGGGGUAGAGUACGGGAAGGAAAUUCCUCUUCCUGUAGGGUUGAAGCUUUCAGAGUUUGACCAGGAUGAGGAAGUGGUAUCAUGGCCUUUUCGUGAGCUGAUAGGAUCAUUGAUGUGGCUGGCAACGCAAACGAGGCCAGAUAUCGCGAAUGCAGUAAGAGCGGUAGCACGGUACUAUGCCUCUCCCAAAGAAAUUCAUUGGAGAGCAGGGCUUGGUAUUUUAGGGUGUGUGGUACGGACUAGUGACUUGGGUAUUACAUUCAGGAGGCGUAGUGUAGCAGGGUUGAGCAUUGAGGUGUUCGCAGACGCAGACUAUGCAAGUAAGGCUGCCGAUAGGAGGUCUGUGUCAGGGGGAUUGGUGAUCUGUGGGGGGGGAUGUAUUUCUUGGUUUUCAAGGACCCAGAAGUGCGUUACGUUGAGCACGACAGAGGCGGAGUAUGUCUCUCUUGCGGAUGUGAUGAAGGAAGUGUUGUUUCUGAGGCAGGUGUGGCGUUUCAUGUUACCAGAAGCAGGCAUGUCGUGUAUUCCGGUGUUCGAGGAUAACCAGGGGGCUAUUCAGUUGGCGCAAAACCCGAUAAGCAACAGUAACUCGAAGCACAUCGACGUAAGGCACCACUUUAUCAGGGAACUGGUAGGCAGGAAGGAGAUAUCGAUUUUUCACGUGGAAUCGGCGUAUCAAUAUGCUGAUUUUCUCACGAAAGCACUUCACGCGGGAGAUUUUGAGUUUCAUCGUAACUACGUGAUGAGUAUGGAUUAAUAUCUUGGUGUUUGGAUUUACUUUGUGUGUGAUCAAACAACUGGGGUGGCAACAUUUUACAUUUUUGCCUAUGGUUUUUCUCAAUGGAU